This is a messenger RNA of Monascus purpureus, 399 nucleotides long. Lineage: Eukaryota; Fungi; Ascomycota; Eurotiomycetes; Eurotiales; Aspergillaceae. The record is from the annotation of a GenBank genome assembly.
AUGAAACCUCUCACGUUUCUCAUGCUUCUGCUUCCUUCUGCAGCCCUUGCGGCAGAUACAAAUGCAUCGUCGGAGGAACCCACUGAGCUUCUCGAGGUUCGUCAACUUGGAGGCCAAGGGGCGGCACCUGUCGGAGGCGGUGCGGGAGGAGCAGCGGAGCCUGCUGCAGCUACAGCUACUACUACUACUACCGCCGGAGAUACAAAGACGGCCACUUCCAUACCUGAUCAAUGGGAAGAAGCAUCACCGGGCACAAUCGGAAUGGGAACGUUGACUGGAUCACCUGGUGCGACGCACACGGUCCAGUUGCGCAACGAAGGCACUCUUGGCCAAACACCGUGGAUAGGAAUGGCCAUCGGUCUGACUUUUACGGCUCUUGCGGCGGUGACUUUCGGUUAG